This is a messenger RNA of Fusarium venenatum, 417 nucleotides long. RefSeq lists its product as uncharacterized. Lineage: Eukaryota; Fungi; Ascomycota; Sordariomycetes; Hypocreales; Nectriaceae. The record is from RefSeq and is a predicted model, not a curated record.
AUGGCGCCCUCACAGUUUUAUUUUCGUCUUCAACAGGGAAUUAUUGGCGGUUUUGCCCCACCUACACCAGAUUUGGUAAUUGAGAUAACUGGAGAUGGUGGCUCUCUACAGAUAAAUAUUCAUGAAGGUGUCGGAAGUCAUGAUUCGACAACCAAGACGGAGACGGUAGCGGCCCAUGAGGCUCUCGUCGAUGAGCUUCAUGGUAUCUUGAAGGAACUGCCCAUGGAGGAACCUAGAGGUUCUGAGGACAUAUAUGGAUUGAAUGUUGGUAUUGCUUGGGGUAGCGAUGACCUAGAGUGGACCAAUGGUGGUCCUCAGGGGUGCAGUGGAGGGUCCAGCUUCGUACAGGCUUCCGAGGAUCAAAAGCAGCAGUUCAAUAGAGCGAUUGAAAUUGUCAAAGAGAUCGCUAAUGUCUAA